CUAAUAAUAAUACCCGAGUCGCCCCUUCGUAGUCGAGCGUGUGGGAUGGCGUCGCCUGCAGUGGGGCUGAUCCCACCGGGGGGACAUCAGCAGACACAGUCUCAGCCGCCCAGUAAGUCUGCCACGAAGCGAAAGCUCAACAAAGUGAUGCCAUGCGGAGGAGACGACGUGACCACGACAUCGUAUUACGAACCCCCGUUAUUAGUCGGCGCGUCCACCGCCACAGCCCGAAUCAACUCGGGUGGGCGACGGCGAAGCAGCUUCGUAGCGUCCAGGGAAAAACCUAGCGAUCGCAAAGUGACCGACCUGCUCUCAAAGACCGUGCCCAACUACUUGGGUGGCACGACCAUGCAGACCCGCGCGUACGACGCCGACAUGCGACCGAUCUCGUGUCGGUUUUCCGACCCGCAUCUAGAAGAAGUGUUUCGUAAGCACUACCGUCACUACGUGCUGGGCAAAGUGCGCAUGGGCGGGUGGAUCUCCAUCAUGCUGCAUGUCGUCAUGGGGGUGAUCGAGUACAUGUGCGGCUACAGCGCGCCCCACGAAGGGUGCCUCGUGCUCGCUCGCGUGUCGAUCGUGCUUGUGACCCUCGCGUUUCUUCGCGGAACGAGGCGGCCGAGCUUCCAGCCGCGCUUUGAAGCGUGGAUGAUGUCGUACUACGCCCUGCUCGGUACCCUUGUCGUGGCCACGAGCGUCUUCUUUGAAUCGUCGCUUCGGUGGGCGGGUGCCGGUGGUUCUACCGCGACCACCGAGGACGACAUGUACUUCUUUUUCGCCGGCAGGUGGUCUCAAGCGAUUUCGCUGAUCUACAUUUCCAUUCUCUUCAACGCUAGCGGCAUGACGUUCAUUAUGUCUACCGCUUGCGCUUGGUUCCACAUUUCGUUGAUGAUCGCCGUGCCAUUGACCCUAUAUCGUGACCACCCCCAACUCCAAGAUCCACAGCUGGCGUACGGCCCCAUCUUGACGUGUUUUUGCAUGCUGUCUGCGUACAACAGCGAGCGGCACAUACGAAAGGAAUUUGUGCUGCGGUGCAAUGUCACCGAGGACCGCAAACGACGCGACGACUUGCUUGAGACGAUGCUGCCCGCGCAUAUCAAAGAAAGCCUCAAGGAGAACCGUACCGACCAAUUGGCCGAGCAAUUCGACGAGGUGUCGAUUUUGUUUUGCUACGUGAGCGACUUUGGCCGGUUGUCGAAAACAACAUCGGCGAUCGAACUCGUGCAGCUCAUGAACCGCAUCUUCUUUUGCUUUGACAAGGCCACCGACUCGCGUGGCGUGUACAAAGUCGAAGCGAUUGCCGAAACGUACAUGUGCGCCGCGGGGGUGCCGGUGAAGGACCCGCUCCACCACGAAAAGAUUGCCGACAUGGCGCUCACGAUGAUGUACAUCCAAGAGCAGGAGAAAUGGGUGUGCAACGGCGAACUCAUUCGGUUGAAAAUCGGCAUCCACAGCGGCCCGGUCGUUGCGGGGGUCAUCGGCUCGAAAGCGUACAGCUAUCACUUGUUUGGGGACACAGUCAACACGUCGUCUCGCGUGUGUUCGUCGUCCAAACCAGGCAAGAUUCAGAUCAGCGAGCGCACGUUUGCGUUGUUGUCGCGGUCGGCGUGCUACGACAUAGUUCCGCGGGGGAAGAUUCCGCUCAAGGGCAAGGGGGAGCUCAUGUUGUACUGGCUGGAGCGCAAGAUCCUCCGCCCCGUGCGCCGCGAUCCGUUUGGGAUGACGUCGCGCUUCGAGUUGGCCGAGGACAAGGCGGUGGCGUCGGCCCCCCGCGCCAACAAGCCAGGGUCGCCCACGACGUCGUCCACCGAGCCCGCUAAGUCGGACGUCGAGUCGCUCGAGAUGAACAAACGGACGCUGGCGUUCCAGGUCAAAGUCCCCAUGAGCAAGCGACGGCGGUCAGCGCUGGAGCGGCGCAUGGAAAUCUCGUUCAUUGUCGACUACAACAUGGCCAACUUGACGCAGUUUCGAUGGGCACUCGGGGCCGGUAUUGGCGUGCUAACAGUUGCGGCCAUUCUGAAUGGCGGGGUGCUGGGAGCCACUGCGAUGACUGCAGAAGGCGCGUCUCAAAGCAGCGGUGCCAUGACACUCAACCUUUCGGGGGUGGUGCUGCUCAGCGGCUUGUUUGCGUACAGCUACCGCCGCAUGUUCCUCUCCCGGAUGCAGACCGUGUCCGGCGUAGUCGUGGGGCUCGUGUUUGCUGCGCUCAACUUCAACUUGGUGCUGAGCCCCACCAGCAACUUUCUCAACUUGAACUUGAUUUACAUUACGAUUGUGAGUCUGCUCAUGCGCUUCCGCUUUGUCACAUCGGCCACGAUCAACUGCACCAUCUUGGUGCUGUACCUGAUUUUGCUCGUCUACUGCCACCACGACAUCCGCAACGUAAUUGGGUUUCUGGUCAUCACGAUUUUUUGCACCACCAUCGGCCAAUAUUCGUGCUACCGCCGCGAAGUUGGCCUCCGCACGGACUUUUUACUCAAGCACAUGCUCAACGUGGAAAAGAAGAAGUGCGAGGAGCUGUUGGCCAACAUGCUGCCGUCUCCUGAAUACGCCGAGGCGCUGCUUCUCAAUGGCACGAUUGUGGACGAGCUCAACGACGUGACGCUGCUGUACUCGGACAUGGUCGGCUUCACCGCACUCAGCUCGACCUUGAAACCGGUCGAGUCGUGCCUCUUCCUCAACAAAGUAUACUCGGCGUUCGAUCGCCACUUGGACGCGUUUGGUGUGUACAAGAUGGACACAGUCGGCGACGCUUUCAUUGUUAUUGGGGGGCUGCCCAACUACAAGAGUGAGAAGAACCAUGCGGUGGCCAUCACUGCGUUUGCCGUGGAAAUGCUUCGAGAAAUGGACGAGUUUCGGCGCAGUGAAAACGUGCAUUUGCAGAUGCGCAUUGGGAUUCACACGGGCAAGGUCGUGGGCGGCGUCGUGGGCAUCAAGAAGCCGCGGUACCUGAUCUGGGGCAGCCAGACGGUCGUGGCCAACAGCAUGGAGUCCAAGAGCAUCCCCGGCCGCAUCCAGAUCUCGGACGCGACGCACAGGAUCCUGCAGCAAGCAUCAUCUCAGUACCAGUUUGAACCUCGCGGCGAGAUCAGCAUUGGCGACACGGAAGUGAUCUCGACCUACUUUGUGCAGACGGACAAAGCACCCAAGAAGGAGGCGAUCGUCGCCAAGUACUUUCCCACAGCUGUGUACAAGUCGACCGCGUCGGUCAAGAGCAAGCAGUCCAAGGCCGCUAUUGAGCUCGAGAACCUGCUCCUCGAUGCUCGCCGGCGCAACCCCUUCUUCCAGAACGUCGAACUCAUGGGGGAAGGGUCCCGCAUCCUGCAUAAACUCGCAGCUUCCCGAGGCUCGGUGACGCGACCGACUACGCCAUCACGUGCAUCGCUCUCGAAGCAACCGACCGCGCCGUCACGAGUGUCGCUGUCGCAGCAGCCGACGACCCAGUGACUGCCACCUCAUUAACUUAUUUAACUUAUUCUGGGAUGUCCGGAUAAAUGUCCGGAUAUCACCCCAACACUCUGAAA
Molecule: messenger RNA, 3521 nt
Organism: Aphanomyces astaci
Lineage: Eukaryota; Oomycota; Saprolegniomycetes; Saprolegniales; Verrucalvaceae
Exons: 9
Coding region: 46-3444 (1132 amino acids)
Biological process (GO): receptor guanylyl cyclase signaling pathway; cGMP biosynthetic process; intracellular signal transduction
Molecular function (GO): peptide receptor activity; guanylate cyclase activity
Source: RefSeq, a predicted model, not a curated record